AUGAAUGAAGCAGAAAGCCCAAGUUCACUAGCUCGGCACUUCGCAGGCGGCAGGAGGGACCUCGGGGCUCCGCUCUGAACUUUGACUCCCGUCAGUCCGGGCCUCUCCCUGGGGCUCCCCUUGGCUCCUCGCCGCCCUCCCCCCCUCCCCCGGCCCCCUCUCGCUCGGCCUCGCAGGAUGCAGAUCUCACCCUUGCUGGCUGGUGGACUUUUACUCGCUCUGCUCUCCGUCAGGCUGGAGGCGAAGCCGGCGUCUCAGCUCCCACAGAAGGCCUCCCGCGGCUCGGCGGCGGCAGCGGGUCCGCCCGAGGCGGCGGCGGAGCGGGACAAGGAGCGGGACAAGGAGCGGGACAAGGAGCGCAGCGGCGGCGGCGGCGGCUCUGGCCCGCGGGAGGCACGGGAGGCGCGGGGCGAGGCUCGGCCGCGGGCGGGCUGGGCGCGGCUGCUGCAGGACCAGCCGGGCCGCCGGCACAAGGGCCUGCACAAGAAGGGCCUGGGCAAGGGCUGCUUCGGCCUCAAGCUGGACCGCAUCGGCGCCAUGAGCGGCCUCGGCUGCUGAGGGACCCCUGGCGGGAUUUGAAUUUGUAAGUCUAUUUUCUCCUAUCGUGACCAGGCACAACCAUCCCGCAGACAACAUCUAGAAAAGCAGAGACCUCCCUGGAAUGGACAAAAGAUGUGUCUGUGUUUUUCUUUUUUGGUACAAGGAGUCAUGGCACCAGCUGUUUUGGUUUUGUUAUUUUUUUAAAAAGUGCUCUCUAUCUUAUAUAUAUUAUAUAUACAAACACUCACCAAGACAAGGGACAGCGCUUUUCCAAGAGACUGAUGAAGCCAGCUGUAUAA
Melopsittacus undulatus (budgerigar) is the source of this 839-nucleotide messenger RNA. RefSeq names its product natriuretic peptide C (gene NPPC). The transcript has 3 exons. Gene Ontology annotation, cellular component: extracellular region. Gene Ontology annotation, biological process: cGMP biosynthetic process; receptor guanylyl cyclase signaling pathway. NCBI's taxonomy places the organism in Eukaryota, Metazoa, Chordata, Aves, Psittaciformes, Psittaculidae. Gene Ontology annotation, molecular function: hormone activity. The record is from RefSeq and is a predicted model, not a curated record.